AUGGAGAAUUCAAAUUUACAAAAUAAUCCACCACAAAAUCCUUUUUAUAAAUAUUCAUUAAAACAGAGGAAGGAAUCUGAAGAAUUUGGUAGGCUUACGAUCGAUUAUAUCAAACGACAAAAUGAAAAUCUUCAACAAUUAUUUUCUGAAAGUGAAAUCGUUGAAUCGAGAAUUAAGGAUUAUUGCAGGUGCAAAGAAAAGAUUAUAGAACAAGAACAUUUAAUCGGCUCAUUAAAAUAUCGUAUUGAACAAUUAGAAGCUUCCAUUGUGAUUAAAAAUCAAGAUAUUAAUAAUUAUCUUAAUAUUAUAAGAAAAUCCAAGGAAGAAAUGGAGUUGAAAGAAAAUCGGGAGACAUUAGAUACCAAACAAAAGUGUCACAAAGCAGAUUCGGAACUAUCAAGGAAAGAUCAUAUGACAUCAAAAAUUUCUUCCAUUUCUUCAAACGAUAAUGAAAACAAGCAAACCAAGCAGGUACAAGAUCCCCCUAUAUAUACUAUUACCAUAGGUGAAAUUAUUAAAAAGUAUGCCGGUAAAGUUCAGGAAUCGCAAAAGCAAAAACAAGGAAACAUAAUGAUAUCAGACUCUUUAUUAGACAUCCCUUCAACCAAUUCUGAAAAUGAUGUUGAAUUGAAAAUUAAGGUUCGGUGUGCAUGUGAAGAAAAGUUCAGAAAACAAGAAAUUUUAAUUGACUCAUUAAAGUCCCAAAUUUUACGAUUGGAAGAUUAUAUAGAUUAUAUUUUUAGUAGAAAUCAAGAAAUUGAUGAUGUUAUUAAGACUAUUAAUGAACAAAUCAAACGACUUGUAACGACAAAUAAAUUGGAAGAUAACGGUGAAAGUUCAAAUAACGCCGAUUACAAGAGUUUAAACGAUUUGAAUGUCAAACAAGAGGCCAAAUAUAAUUAUAAUAAUUCCAUUUCACCAAAAGACCAAGACCCUCCUAUUUUUACAAUUACAAUGAGUGACGUUAUUAAAAGAUAUACUGCUAAAGUUAAAGAAACGAGACAAAAAAAAUAUAUUGUACCAGAACCUCCAUCCAAUGAAACUUCAUUAAAAAGUUCUGUUACUCAAAAUGGAGGUGUAAUUGAAAAUUUAAAAAGGUUGAAAAGUUCGAAGAAAGAUGAAAAGGCUGAGUUACAACACACAAAUGAUGCAAAAGCUGAAGAAUUGCAAGUUCGUAAACAGGCAAAAAAGGAAACAAAAUCGAAAUUAAAACAACGUGAUGCUGAGAACAAGGAAUUUGAAAACAAUUUGAAAUCGUCAAAGAAAUCUCAUGGUGAAUCAGCAGACGAACAAGAUUCCGCUUCCAAACAGAUUCAUAAAAAACUUCAACAAAUAAUUACGAAAGAGAAUCUUAGUAGUAUUGUUAGAUUUAAACAACUUUUGUCUUUAAAUGAUUCCUUUACACAUAAUGAAUUAAUUAGAUAUACAAAAACAAAUGAUUUUAAUUCAUUAAAUGAUAGAACAAAACGAUUGAUCAAUAUUCUUAUCCAAGAUAUUUUAUCGACUUCUACCACUUCUCAAACAAAUGAGAAUGAUGCUACAAGAUUUGAAAAACUUCACAAACAAAUUAUUACUAUAGCAGAAAAUAGAGGUAGAACGAUUAGGAUAGAAGAUCUUAAUUUUCUAAAAGACCCCUCCGUAUUUAAUAUUUUAAUCCAUUAUUCAGAAUCUCAUAAUUUCGAUUCUUUAAGUAACCAAAUUAAAAGUUUCAUUAAUUUGAUUAUAUAUAACAACUUAAAAGAAGAAUUCAAUCAGCAAAAAGUAAAGCUUUCACAAAAUUUAGAAGAAUACAUUAAAAGAGGUUUAAUACCACAAUUACCAACAGGAUAUCAUAGAUAUUCCGAUUACGAAAAGACCAUUAUGUUCCUUUCGUUAAGCAAAAAACAAAAAUCGAGGGUUAGAAAAUUGAUUGCGUUAGAAAAAUAA
Molecule: messenger RNA, 1926 nt
Organism: Funneliformis geosporum
Lineage: Eukaryota; Fungi; Glomeromycota; Glomeromycetes; Glomerales; Glomeraceae
Source: the annotation of a GenBank genome assembly